AUGGCCGAAACCGAUGAGUGGUCGGCGAAUGCCACCGAAGCUGUCAACAUCAGCCUGAUCGCACCUGCUGCCGGAGCCACAAAGUCCAUUGGAUCGUUUAACCCAAAGUUCACCUACUCGAUCUUCGGCGACGAUGAACGAAUCUUUGGAUAUAAGGACCUUAAAAUCAGCCUUCGAUACCUCACGUAUGACAUGCGGCCCCACGUCAAGGUAUCAUGGGGGAAAAAAUUCCAGUCUGUUGGCGAAACUGAGGCUGCGGACGUCGAUGCCAUAUUGAGAGAGCACCUCCCCGGAGUCGCGUUUCAAUCUGCCAAGGAAUUCGAUAAUCGGGCACAGAGCCAGCCUGAGGGGUUUACUCCUCCCGGUACACUUCAUUCGUGCUUUGAAGGCGAUGAUGGAACAUAUGAGGUGUGGACGGGCAGCCUAGAGGACCCGGCCAUAUCUCAGAUUGCCAACCGCAUCGAGGUUCUUGUUCCUAUGUUCAUCGAAGGUGGUUCAUACAUCGCGCGUGACUUGGAGAACACCGAGGACCCCUGGAAGGCCCCUGAGGACGCCAACCGGUGGACUGUCUUUUUCCUUUACCGCAAACAAUCUUCAGCUGAGGCCUCGACAAAUCCUUCAUACACCUUUGUCGGCUACUCGACUGUCUACAAGUUCUUCUGCUUCCGACCUCCCACGCCACCGUCGACAGAGUGGGAUCUGCCAAAGGAGGAAUUCAAUCUCCUAGAGGAACUGCCUUGCCGCUCCAGACUUUCCCAAUUCUUGAUCUUGCCCCCGUUCCAGGGCAAGGGAAUUGGCGCUCGUCUUUAUAAGACGAUCUUCAACCACUAUCUCAACAAUUCCCAGACUAUGGAGCUGACUGUCGAGGAUCCCAAUGAGGCCUUCGAUGACAUGAGAGAUUUAUGCGAUCUGACCUUUCUCCGCUCUUUGCCUGAAUUUAGUAAGGUCAAAAUUAACACCAAAAUUUCUCUGCCGAGCCCCCCAACUGGCACCGUGCCAAAGGAUCUUGUGGACCAAGAGCUUCUCAGGAAUCUCCGUCAAAAAACAAAGAUCGUGGAGCGUCAAUUUAAGAGACUGAUUGAGAUGCAAACCAUGUCCCAGCUGCCAACAUCUGUGAAGGCUGGAUUCAGUGAGGAGAAGAAGGCGAAGCCGACGAAAGAGGACAACCAUCACUACCAUCUGUGGAAGCUGUUUGUCAAGCAGCGGAUUUACCGUCAGAAUGCGGAUGUUCUUGGCCAACUAGAUGCCGGGGAGCGUUCUGAGAAACUCAACGAGGCGCUCAGCAGCGUGGAGCUUGAGUAUGCCAGACUUUUGGAUUGGCAUGCUCGCUGGGAGAAGCACGAAACUAGUGCCACCAACUUGGUAGACACCGGCAGCAAGCGAAAAUCGGUGGACGAUGCCGAGGAGCAAGCCGUUAACAAGAAGGCCAGAGUUGAGGGCGCCUAA
Messenger RNA from Colletotrichum truncatum, 1446 nucleotides. Its product is annotated as histone acetyltransferase type b catalytic subunit. Gene Ontology annotation, molecular function: histone binding; histone H4 acetyltransferase activity. The record is from RefSeq and is a predicted model, not a curated record. Gene Ontology annotation, biological process: subtelomeric heterochromatin formation. Gene Ontology annotation, cellular component: nucleus. Lineage: Eukaryota; Fungi; Ascomycota; Sordariomycetes; Glomerellales; Glomerellaceae.